Messenger RNA from Oryza brachyantha (malo sina), 628 nucleotides. Its product is annotated as putative invertase inhibitor. Lineage: Eukaryota; Viridiplantae; Streptophyta; Magnoliopsida; Poales; Poaceae. Gene Ontology annotation, molecular function: enzyme inhibitor activity. The transcript has a single exon. Bases 1 to 564 code for a protein of 187 amino acids. The record is from RefSeq and is a predicted model, not a curated record.
AUGAGGCGUCUGCUCGUCCCGGUGUUGCUCCUCCUGCUCGCAUUGUCUACGUGCGAGUCCUCCGUGUUGCAGGACACAUGCAAGUCCGUCGCCGCCGGCCACCCGUCCGUCAGCUACAACGACUGUAUCAAGACCUUCCAGGGCGACAGCGCCAGUGCCACCGCCGCCGACGCGCGCGACCUCGCGGCCAUCGCGGCCAGGAUCGCGGAGAAGGCCGCGAACUCCACGUCCGCGCGCAUCGCCGCCCUGAGGGCGUCGGAGAAGGACGCGAGGAGGCGUGACCGCCUCAGCGUGUGCGCGGAGGUGUACUCGGACGCCGUGGACCAGCUCGGCGAGGCCGCCAAGGACGUCGCCAAGGGCGGGGACGACGCCACCCAGGACGCGCUCACGCAGCUCAGCGCGGCGCUGGACGCGCCAGGGACGUGCGAGGACGCGUUCGGCGAGGCCGACGACGCGUCGCCGCUGGCCCCGGAGGACGCUGAGUUCACCAAGCUGGCGACCAUCGCCCUCGCCGUCGCGGCAUCGCUCUCGCCGCCGCCAUCGACACCGGCAAUCAAGGAUUGAUACUGUCGUCUAUCAUCGUGAUUCGUCUACGCGCUUAAUUAGCAGUUUAACAAUUUAACAUCGU